AUGAACCCCUGGGCGGUGCCAAUCGGCCACCUGAACGACCUGCUGGCGGAGGCCCCCGAGGAGGAAAAAAAUGAGAAAAACCAAUUUGAAGAACUGGACAUGCCUCGGGAGGUGAUUGAAGCUUUGGGGCGGAUGGGGAUUCGCCACCCCUCGACGAUUCAGCAGCUGUCCGUGGGGAAGGCCCUGCGGAAGAGGAGCCUGAUCGUGCAGGCGAAGAACGGCACGGGCAAGAGUAUGUCCGUCUGCAUGGUCGUGGCUAGUCGGAUAGUGGCGACGGUGAAGAGGCGGCAUGUGAAGAAGCGUCUGAAGAGGGCAGGUGAGAGGGGCGCAUAUGGGGAGAACGCAGACGGGGAGGCCGCUCACGGGGAGGCCGCCUUCGGGGCUGACCCGGCGGUGUCCCUCUUCCUCCACUCGGUAAUCCUCGUGCCGACGCGCGAGCUCUGCGUGCAGCUGCGGGACAACAUCAGGGAGAUUUCGAACCAGGGGAUAUUUAUUAACUGGCGAGGGGACUGGCGAGGUGACUGUCGAAGUGGAGAGCUCCCACGAGCGUGCGACAACGUGCGUAGUUCCUCCCCCAACGUGUUACCAAGUGACCACCGCGACGCAGCAAAGGGUGAACAGCAAAUUGGGAGGUCCUACUCCCCCUUCGAGGUGAAACCCAUGGUACUAUACGGAGGCACAGACGUAUUGGACGACCUCCAAAUGUUGUUUGCGUGUCUCCCCCACGUGGUAAUAUCAACGCCUGGGAGGCUGAAGCAUGUGUUAAGCAUUUUGAGUCGACUGCAUGUGAGUGUGGGCCGAAGAGAAGCAGAAGGGUGUCCCACCAAAGUGCCACUCACCAAAAUAGUUAACGUCCUGGUGAAGCAGUUGAUACUAGACGAGGUGGAUGCUCUCCUCGAUGAGCAGUUUGAAAGCCAAAUGAAGGUGAUUCUCUCCCAGGUGGUAAGUCCCAAAGUGCAAGUGCUCUGUUAUAGCUCCACAUGCUUUGAGUCAUCCAUCAGUCGGUUCGUCAAGGUGGUGAACCUCCAUGACGUGGGUUACCUUUCCAGGUGGAAGGGCUUUUGCGUGAAAAGGAUGCAUCAAAUUUUGGGUGGUAACCUGGGGGGGGGUCUCCCCCCUGGGGAGGUACCACCAGAACUGAAGGUAAGGAGCGCCCUCGACCAGGACACCCCUCCGCAGAGCAACCACUCAGGUGAGGGCAAGCUGGCGGAAGAAGAGACCCCGCUCGAGGUAUAUCUCAAUAGGGAAGUGAGCUCCCCACCUGACUCCCCCCAAAACAACCGCGCACACACAAAAGUGAAGAAGAAAAAAAAAAAAAAAAAAAAAAAAAACCUUAGGAGAAACAAACAGAAGGGGAUGAACUCAAUCGAAGAAAUGGUCCAAGCGCAGAGCGUCUUCCAGGAGGAGAGCUCCGUUCGAUACAUUUUGCGGAAGAUAGUAAAGGAAAAGGGCAAGGUCGCCCUGCGUGCCAGGCGGAGGAGGGAGUUUGAGUUUGUGCAGACGUGCACCUCGGUCAUCGUUCACGGGGAGGGGGGGGGAGCGGCUGAAGGGGGGGUGGACGGCGCCUGCGAUGGAAAAGAGGUGGGUGACAAGGGGGGGAGUGACAACAGCCAUCGGAGUGAUAACCAUACGAGUGAUGGGGAGAUCCCUCCUCUUUAUUGCCCCCCCCCCAGCGCGCUGAGCUCCCCCGUGCUGCGGAACGUGAGGCACUGCUUCAUCACGGUGGACAACGAACGCCUGAGCAAGCACGAGGAGCUCAAGUACAAAAUGAAGGUCAUCCUGAAGGUAGUGAGAGAAAUCAAAUUCCACCUGUGCUUCCUCUUCAUUAAUAGCACUUACGAGGGGGUGCAAGUGAGCAAGAUGCUGAAGAAGCACGGCGUGUGCUGCUACUACACGAGCUCUAAGGUGGAGCAUCAGCGAAGGAUGCAAGUGUUUAAUAACCUCAGAAGGAAUGAGGUGAAGGUGGUGGUCUGCAGCGACGUCAUGAGCAGAGGAAUUGAUAACAUCGCAUGCGACUUGGUAAUUAAUUUAGACAUUCCGCAGAGCAAGGAGACUUACAUUCAUCGGUCGGGGAGGUGCGGACGCUACGGAAACAGGGGGCUCUGCAUAAGCCUCUGCAACUACUCGGACUACGCCUACCUCCACUUCUAUAAGUACCAGCUCCGCCUACCCGUGCACGACUUCUGCUUCCUGCGCAGGGAGCAGCGGGAGCGGUUGGAGGAGCGGACUUACCCGCACGGCGACGCUGGAAGCGGUAGGGGAAAAGAGGGGGAAGCAGCCACCUGGGAAGAGGCAACCCAAGAAGAGCCCACCUGCGAAGUGGCAACCAAAGAAGCCAUCCGGGAAGAAACCCCCCCGGGUGAGCACUCCACCAGUUGCGUUGAAACGCACUUGGGAGUCCACGCAGUUGAGCAGCCCGAGCGGAAGGCGCCCCCUCAACAGAGCCGCUUAGGGAGAGGCCCGAGGAAGAAGGCCCUCGCCCUGAACAUCAAGGGGUUUUGCGCAGAGGGGAUACACAUCGCGGGGGGGGGCACCCAUGUGAGCAGUCAGGUGAGGAGAGAGGUGAGCAGCCAGGUAAAGAGCGAGGUGAGCAGCCAGGUAAAGAGCGAGGUGAGCAGCCAGGUAAAGAGCGAGGUGAGCACCCAGGUAAAGAGCGAGGUGAGCACCCAGGUAAAGAACGCGGCAAAGAGCGAGGCAAAGAGCGAACCGUUUCCCCCCCAUCGCGGCGUCCACCUCAACGUGCGGGUGAAAAAAUUUGUGAGCAAAUUUAAAGUGGCGAGAAACGAAGUCUGCUGCGAGUUCUGCCUCCCCAACGACAACGCAAAUGUCUUUCAGUCGAUCAGUGUCAUCCAGCACAAGUCCAGCCUGAUCAUUUUCUUCCUCUUCAGCAGGAGGAUACGCAUGCGACUCCUUUCCUUCCGGGCGUUGCAGCUUGCAGGCGGGGAGUCGGCGGCGGAGUCGGCGGAGAAGGGGAGCAAGUGCUGCCGCUCCCACUACUGCCUCCUCUUUUUUUGCAAUUCGGACAGCUACCUAGUGCUGAAGGUCUUCUACUUCUUCCUCUUCCUCUUUAAGCAUUAUCAGUACCCCCUCAGGGAGGCCCUCACUCCGCUGCUGAUUCACACAGGCGGGAGCACACCAAAGGGGGGCAAAUGGAAAAAGAGAUGUGACCGAUGUUGCCACGCAUUUCGCCCCAACCGAGUCAACCUCAAUUACGUUUCGGACACCUGCCUCAUGAUAGGUAACAACAUCCAAAGGGCAGAAAAAAAAAAAAAAAAAAAUUUUAAAGGAUGCCAAAGUGAUGAAGAUUUUUACAUGAACAGGCAAGGUAAAACUGUGACUACUUUUCGGAAGGCCAUGUUUUACCCGUUCCUCUUGGGGAGUCAAACGGGGCACCGCUCAAGUGGCCAGUUGAGCAGCCCGGGCGCUGCCCAGGGGGAGCAAGCCCAUCGCGGUCUUGAUUACGAAAUUUUACAGCGGAGGGAGGGGGAGCUGCAGCCCAGCUCGCUGCCCCUAGAAAGCGCCCUCAACCAGAUCAAGGCCACCCCCCUUGAGCGGAAACAAAUCGCUUCCCUCUCGCAGCAAUGUAGUGAAUACCUCUGCAUGAAUGACCAGCGGGAGGUCGCCCAGAAGGUGAACAUGCUGGUGGCCCCCCAGGUGUUCCUAAAUUUGGCCGAGGGGGAGGAGGACGUUCACUUGCUGAAAGGGCUCUUCCUGCAGAGUCACGUGCAGCUGCACGGUGGAGCAGGGCAGCCAAGUGGGGAAAAAAAAAAAAAAAAAAUCGAAGCAGAAGUGGAAGCGUAA
Messenger RNA from Plasmodium vivax (malaria parasite P. vivax), 3801 nucleotides. Its product is annotated as helicase, putative. The record is from RefSeq and is a predicted model, not a curated record. Lineage: Eukaryota; Apicomplexa; Aconoidasida; Haemosporida; Plasmodiidae. The transcript has a single exon. Bases 1 to 3801 code for a protein of 1266 amino acids. Gene Ontology annotation, molecular function: nucleic acid binding; RNA helicase activity; ATP binding.